Ctenocephalides felis (cat flea) is the source of this 756-nucleotide messenger RNA. RefSeq names its product GDP-fucose protein O-fucosyltransferase 2-like. Gene Ontology annotation, biological process: protein O-linked glycosylation via fucose. The record is from RefSeq and is a predicted model, not a curated record. Gene Ontology annotation, molecular function: peptide-O-fucosyltransferase activity. NCBI's taxonomy places the organism in Eukaryota, Metazoa, Arthropoda, Insecta, Siphonaptera, Pulicidae.
AUGGGGGUACAUAAUGUAACUUUUGGUACUGUAAAGUGUUUAAAAUUUCAAGGAACUACUAGUUUGUUGAAGAAUAUAAUCAAAGACAGCAAAGCCAAUUCAAUAAUGUUUGCUCAUGCUGAAAUACCUUUGCAUGAUACGUGGGGCUCUCCUGAGUUUUGGAGAGCUCGUAGAAGUAUGAGGUAGUCAAAACUAGUCAAACUUGCCAAUGAUUUUAGAAAGACUUAUUUAAACUCAACAGAUGACAAUGAUAAUACUUUAAGACCUUUAAGUUGGAAAGAUGAAAAGUAUAAUAGAAAUGCAAUUGGUGGAAAUUAUAUAUCAGUGCAUUUGCGCAGACAAGAUUUUUUAUGGGGUCGCUCAAAACACAUUCCAAAUAUAAAGUAUGCAGCACAACAAAUUGAAAAAAACUGCAACAAACUACAAACAUUUACUGUAUUUUUAGCAACAGAUGCCUCCUCUAUAGAAAUAAGUGACUUGAGGUCCUUUUUGGAACCAAAAAUUAAAGUCUACACUUUCAAACCAACAUCGGAUAGAAAGAAAAUUAAAGAUGGAGGCAAAGCGAUUGUAGAACAAAUAAUUUGUUCCCAUGCCAAAUAUUUCAUAGGGACUUAUGAAUCUACAUUUUCAUUUCGAAUACAAGAAGAACGUGAAAUCUUAGGCUUCCCAAAAACAACAACCUUCAAUAGACUUUGUGGAGACAAAGAGACUGAUAAAAAAUGUUCUCAAACAACUGUAUGGAGUAUAAUGUUUUGA